AUGUGUGAUCGCAGUCUCUACAGAUCUGGCUACGUUGGUUCUCUCUUGAAUUUGCAAUCUCCAGAUUCCUUUUAUUUUCCCAAUUUGCGGGCUAAUGGCAGUCAAUUGGCAGCUCUGCCCACCAUUUCCUACCCCCGAAGCUCGAUCCCGUGGACUUGCUCAAGUUCGUGCGCCGCGCAGCCCCAGAGCCACGCGUUCAGCGGUUCCUCGCAGCCUUACCUCCCAGGCUCUGUUCCAAUCAACAUCAAUUCCAACAGCAACAAAGAGUGCCUGGAAGAAAACAAUAAAUAUUACGCCCAUGAUGCGAGCUCCAAACAAGAGGAGAGAUGCAGGCAGAGGCAAUCUUUCGCAAAUGACCCAACUAUUACUCACGCAGCCAACUUAAAGCCCGUAAAGUAUGACCACUCGAGCCUGCAGAGAAGUUUGCAUGGCUCGGCUACUCUUUUUGAAGUGAAUUCCUGUGCUUCCAGCUUAAAGGAGGACAUCAAGAAUUCAGUCAACUUGAACCUGACAGUUCAGCCUGCAGCAGUCCAGUCAUGCCUCAGACCUUCAGUGCAGGAUGGUUUGCCUUGGUGUCCUACCCAGGGGAGAUCGAGAAAGAAACGGAAACCUUACACAAAACAACAAAUUGCUGAAUUGGAAAACGAGUUUCUCCUCAAUGAGUUUAUUAACCGACAGAAGAGGAAAGAACUAUCAAACAGACUGAAUUUGAGCGAUCAGCAAGUUAAAAUUUGGUUUCAGAACCGACGAAUGAAAAAGAAAAGAGUAGUAAUGCGUGAGCAGGCGCUUUCUAUGUACUAG
Rhea pennata is the source of this 801-nucleotide messenger RNA. It is a transcript of the gene HOXD12, whose product is annotated as homeobox D12. The coding region runs from base 1 to 801 and encodes 266 amino acids. The transcript has 2 exons. Gene Ontology annotation, molecular function: DNA-binding transcription factor activity, RNA polymerase II-specific; sequence-specific double-stranded DNA binding. Gene Ontology annotation, biological process: regulation of DNA-templated transcription. The record is from RefSeq and is a predicted model, not a curated record. Lineage: Eukaryota; Metazoa; Chordata; Aves; Rheiformes; Rheidae.